Messenger RNA from Diprion similis, 4176 nucleotides. RefSeq lists its product as uncharacterized. NCBI's taxonomy places the organism in Eukaryota, Metazoa, Arthropoda, Insecta, Hymenoptera, Diprionidae. The record is from RefSeq and is a predicted model, not a curated record. The transcript is spliced from 3 exons. The coding region runs from base 1 to 4176 and encodes 1391 amino acids. Gene Ontology annotation, molecular function: nucleic acid binding. Gene Ontology annotation, biological process: DNA integration.
AUGACGGAAGCAGCGAUACGGCAACAGUUGGCUGAAAUUGAGGAACAAAAAAGACAAUUGGAACAGCAGCGAUCACAAAUUGCACGUGAGCAUCAACGAAUGGUAGAGGAAAGUGCGACUAUUACUAAUACAAGGGCGCAAUUACGUGAAGCUACAGUGUAUUUGUCGGAAUUGAGGCAAAAUAUGGCGUCCACGACCAUGGGUCAAAUUGGUCAGUUGAAAGAAUUUGACAUGAAAGAAGACUUCGAGCUAUGGAUCGAACGUUUUGAACAAUUUGUUAUAAUUAAUAAUGUAAUAGAAGUGAAGCAAAAGUCGCUAUUUUUAACAUUAAUCGGUACACAGGCUUAUUCAUUAUUACGAAAUUUGUGCGCGCCGGUUUUACCGUCCGGAAAGACAUUAAGCGAAUUGCGUACAGUGUUGAAAGGACACCUACAGCCAGCACAAAGUGUAAUAACAGUUCGUUACAAAUUCAAAGAGUGCCGUCAAGAGGACAAUCAGAGUAUUAAACAAUACUUAGCGAAUUUAAAGCAAAUUUCAAUCUUGUGCGAGUUUGGAGACAAUCUUGAGUCCAGUUUGCGUGACCAGUUUGUAUGGGGACUAAAAAGUGCUGCCAUUAAAAAACGAUUGUUAGGUGAAGCUGGCCUAACAUAUCAGCGGGCAGUUGAGUUGGCAACAGCGCUCGAAUCGGCGGCAAUAGAUGUUGUCCAGAUAGGUGGUUCGACAUCGGAUAAAGGUCAGCCUUUUCACAACAUCAGGACGUACCCGAAAUCAAAAACAUGGAACCAAGGACGCAACGGUUCGGAUUUGUCAACAACUUGUUCGUGCUGUGGGAGACGGAAUCACCAGACAAAGGACUGUAGAUACAAAAGGUUUCGUUGUAACAUAUGUAAUAGACAGGGUCAUUUAGCCACAAUGUGUCACAAUAAGAGUAGCAAUCGUAAUCAGAACUGUAAUGUGAGCAAAGGGAGAGCUUGUAAGAAUAACGAUGAUGAUGAUCAAGGAAAAAUUGUAGAGAGUAACGUAGCUAAAACUGCGCCAAUUUUAAUAAAAUUAAAGGUUGAAAAUGUUAUGUUGAAUUUUGAAGUUGAUACGGGCUCUGCAAUUUCAGCUAUUUCAGAGAAAAUUUAUACAGAGGCCGAAAUUUUGAAACGGUUGAAUUUGUUACCGACAAAACGUUACUUUAAGUCAUAUCAGGGAGAUAUAAUGGUUCCAUUGGGCUUGUUAAUAGUUAAUGUAGAAUAUAACAAUAUUAGUUUUAAGAAUUUUGAAAUGUUUGUGUUUAAGGGCAACAGUACACCAAUCGUAGGUAGAGAAUGGGUGCGGAAUCUGGGUUUGUUUAAAUUGAAUUUUGGGGAACAAUCUGACCACGGAAUCAAUUACUGUCAAGAUACUAAAUUUGCAAUUGACGAGGUGAUGCAUGAAUACAGCGAUGUAUUUACCGAUAAGCUAGGGAGAUAUACAAAAAAGAAAUUUAAACUUGAAUUGAAAGAAAACGUGACUCCGGUAUUUUGCAAACCGAGACCGAUACCAUAUGCUUUAUUACCUAGAGUUGACAAAGAGAUUGAUAGAUUGGUUAAAGAUGAAAUUUUAUUUCCAGUGGAUGACAGUGAUUGGGGAACACCUAUUGUUCCGAUUGUUAAGAAAGAUAGCGGCGAUAUUCGCUUGUGUGGUGAUUUUAAAAUAACACUGAACCCAAAUUUAAAAAAAAACAAACACCCGAUUCCGCGUGUUCAGGAUUUACUUGUUAGAAUUAAAGAAGGACAAUUUUUCUCAAAAAUUGAUCUAUCAAGAGCGUACCAACAGGUUGAGUUGGACGAUGAGUCAAAAAAAUUAGUUGUGAUAUCAACCCAUAGAGGGUUAUUUGCGUAUAACAGAUUAUGUUUUGGAGUUUCUCCAGCUCCUGGGUUAUUUCAAGAGGAAAUGGGAAAGAUUUUGAAAGGAAUUGAAGGUGUUGUAUGUUUUUACGACGACAUUUUGAUUGCGGGUCAAACACGUGACACUCAUGAUGAACGAUUACAAGAGGUAUUAAAUAGACUUAGAGACUGCGGAUUAACAGCACAAAAAAAGAAAUGUGAAUUAUUUAAAACUGAAGUACAAUUUUUAGGAUAUGUAAUUAAUAAGGAAGGUAUUCACAUUUCUGAACGACGAAUUAAAGCAAUUUUAGAAAUUCCUGUUCCAUCAAAUCAGAAACAAUUAAGAGCUUUCUUGGGUGUGAUUAAUUUUUAUGCUAAAUUCAUCAAAAACUAUUCUGAAAUAGUUAGUCCUUUAUAUGAACUAUUACAAAAAAACGUUCAAUGGUCAUGGACUAAAACUCGUAAUGAUGCAUUUAGCAAAGCAAAAAAAUGUUUAAUUUCACAUAACGUCUUAGUUCAUUUUGAUACAAAUUUAAAAGUUAAAUUAACGUGUGAUGCUUCACCAACUGGAAUUGGGGCGGUGUUAGCGCAUGUGUUUGAUAACGAUGAAAUCAAACCCAUAGCUUUUGCUUCGCGAAUGUUAACUAAAGCUGAAAGGAAUUACUCACAGAUUGACCGAGAGGCUUUGGCAAUAGUUUUUGCAGUUAAAACAUUUCAUCAGUUUCUUUAUGGAAUUGAUAAUAUAAGUGCAGAUUUUCUAUCUCGAAUGAAUUCGCAAAUUAAAGAGGAAGGGAAUGAAGAUAGUGAAGAGUUUACAUAUCUUAAUUAUAUUUUAGAUGAUAUACCAACAAUUGAUGACCAAAUCGUGAGUGAAGAAAGUGAAAGAGAUGCAGUUUUGAGUAAAGUUAUUAGUUUCGUUAAGUUUGGUUGGCCAAAAGAAACUAGUAGUGAAUUUAAAUCUUUUGAGAAUCGUAGAAGGGAAUUGACGAUUGAGAAUAAGUGUUUAAUGUGGGGACACAGGGUUGUUAUUCCUUGUACCCUACGUAGUCGAAUGUUGAAUGAGUUACACGAAAUUGAUAUGGGAAUUGUGCGCAUAAAGUCACUGGCAAGGUCGUAUAUUUGGUGGCCUGGCAUCGAUAGAGAUAUUGAAGAGAUUUCCAAGUCGUGUGUUCUGUGUUUGGAGAAUGCCGAUUAUCCUCCUAGAGCUAGAUUACAUCCGUGGAGUUGGCCAGACGCUCCAAACCAACGACUUCACGGGGACUUCCUUGGUCCAAUAGAUUCUCAAAUGUAUAUAGUAAUUUUAGACGCUUUCUCAAAAUGGUUAGAUGUUAGACCCAUGAGUGAUAUUACUUCUAAGCAAACAAUAUUGGUGUUAAAAGAUUAUUUUACGACGUGGGGUUUACCUGUUAAAUUAGUUACAGAUAAUGGUCCUGCUUUUACUUCAAAAGAAUUUAUGGAAUUUCUUGUGAAAUAUGGAGUUAUGCAUAUACGCACAGCACCAUAUCAUCCAGCAUCCAAUGGUGCAGCAGAAAAUUCUGUCAAAACCUUCAAAAAGAAAUUUAAGAUAUUAGUUAAAUCAGGGCUAGAUAAACAGGAAGCCUUGUUUAAGUUUUUGUUCUAUUAUCGUGCUACUCAACAUUCAACGACGGGUUAUAGUCCUGCGGAAUUACAAACAGGUCGAGCUUUUCGUACGCGUCUAGAUUUACUUAGACCAACACUUCGGAAUAAAGUCCAAGUAAGUCAAGAAGCUCAACAGCGUAAUUUUUGCGGAAUUCGCUGUGUGCAAUUUGAAGUUAAUGAGAAGGUUAUGGUGAAGGACUAUAGUUCUAGUUCAUGGAUACUAGCUACUGUAACUAGUAAACUUUCUCCGGUCACAUACCAAGUCAUAGCUUCAAAUGGUAUAGUUUGGAAACGUCAUGUAGACCAAAUAAAAAAAUGUACUCAAGAAAUUAGACCAGUUGUACAAAACGUUGAGAUUAAAGAACAUCAACCUGGUAGGCUAGGCAAUGAUAACACGGUAAUGCCAUCUGUAACUAGAGAUAAGAAUGUAAUAGUAGAUAAGGUAAUUCAAGAAGUAGAGAUAGAGACUGAAAAUCACCCAAAACUUGUAAAUAAUUCUAACGAAAGCUGUGUUAUUAAUGAUAAAUUUAGUUGUAAGGAAAUACCAAAUGUAUUAGAGAAUAAGUUGAUAAAUGCGACAAAAUGUGAGAGAGCAAUUAUGUCUAAAAAAAGAAAUCCAAUUAUGCAUAAAAAUGUAAUGACGAUACCGACGUUGCGUCGCUCAAGUCGUACUACGAAACCACCUCAACGCUUAGACUUAUAA